Molecule: messenger RNA, 2121 nt
Organism: Monopterus albus (swamp eel)
Lineage: Eukaryota; Metazoa; Chordata; Actinopteri; Synbranchiformes; Synbranchidae
Product: acyl-coenzyme A thioesterase 5-like
Exons: 4
Coding region: 178-1428 (416 amino acids)
Biological process (GO): fatty acid metabolic process; acyl-CoA metabolic process
Molecular function (GO): fatty acyl-CoA hydrolase activity
Source: RefSeq, a predicted model, not a curated record
UGUGUACUCCAGUACUCCAGUUCAGUAGGUGGCAGUGAUGCACCUUAAGUUGGCAGCAAGCCACCGAUAAAGACCGACGAAGAAGAGGUCGAAGCGUCCUCUGUGCAUGCUAGAAAAUUCGCUAGACACAGGACAGAGUCUGAAUUUGUGAAGAGAGGAUUUUUAGAUUGUGAAGAGAUGUCCUCCCAAAUCAGACUGAGGCUGCUGCCGAGUUUCAGAUGCUUAUUCGAUGAGCCUGUUCAGCUGAAGGUGUCCGGGCUGAGGUCGAGGCAGGUGGUCACUAUGAGAGCCAGAUCUGCUGACGAGCGAGGAGUGGUGUUCAGCUCCUCAGCCACCUACAGGGCUGAUGGGAGAGGGGAGAUCGACCUGGACAGAGACCCCUCACUCAGUGGGAGCUAUGUCGGGGUUGAACCCAUGGGGCUGCUGUGGUCGAUGAGGCCAGACAUCUUGCACAAUUACUUUUUCAAGAACAAUUCACUAAACCCCCAUGUGGUGAAGCUCUCUGUGCAUGAGGGCGAGGGGGAGGGUAGGACGCUGGCAGAGGCGACCAAUGAGAGGCUUCUGAUGGGAGAGGGCGUCAGCCGGGUCUCUGUCAAAGAGGGGAAUUUUCAGGGAGUCCUGUUCACUCCCCCAGGAGAAGGUCCAUUCCCUGCGGUGUUGGAUCUGUGCACCUUCAUGUCAGAGAAAAGACCCAGUCUGUUGGCCAACAAAGGGUUCGUAGUUCUGGCUGUACCAAUUUACACUGACAAGCCCGACAACAAACCAAUGCAUCUGGACCACUUUAAAGAAGCAGUGGAUUUCCUACGACGACAACCAAAAGUGGGCAGCAAAGGAGUUGGAAUAAUAGCACGCUCAAAGGGAACAGAUAUUGCACUUUCACUUGCAGCUUUUGUACCAGGUGUUGAUGCCACAGUGUGGAUCAAUGGCUCCAGCGGCAUUGUGGCUGUUCCACUGUACUAUAAAAACCGCCAAAUCCUCUCACCGCUAACCUUUGACUUGAGCAAAGCAUUUCGUGUUGAAUCUGGAGCUACCAUGAUCAAGUAUGUUUUGAACAGUCCCCUGGCAGAAGAAAACAAGGGCGCCGUGGUCCCCAUUGAACAAGCAAAGGGACACUUCCUCUUUGCGGCUGCAGAGGACGACCUGAACUGGGACAGCAAGGCUUACAUGGACCAGAUGGUAGAGAGACUGAAGCACCACAGGAAGGAGAACUUUGAGAGUGUGUGUUACCCUGGAGCUGGACAUUUACUUGAGCCCCCGUAUGGACCGUUCUGUCCCUCUGCUAUGCAUGGGGUCCUCCGCACUGCAGUUGUGUGGGGGGGUGAGCCCAGGGCCCAUGUAGCAGCUGAAGUCCACCUGUGGAAGAAGAUCCAGGACUACUUCAGAACUCACCUAAGCUGUGAUGUUGCACCGUCUGAAGCCAAGUUAUAGGUGCAAAUAAGAUGAUAAGAAAGACACAGUAACAGAUCAUGAUAUCAUGGCUGCAAAAUAACAGUAGCUACUAGUGUUUACAGUUGGAUGUUUUCUAAUGAAGACAACAUGUUAUAUUUUACUAUAUCAUGUUUUGUAAAGUGCUGAUGACCCUGGUGAAGGUUUACUGCAUUUAAAAUAGAAAAUAGUAGACUUCUAAUUAUAAUCUGCAAAUAAAAAAGAUACAGAAAGGCAAAUUAAUAGCAUUUUGAGAAUGGAAUGUUAAAUUGAAAAGUCUGAAAUUAAGGUUAAUAAAAACAAAUGUAAUAAGUGCUAAAGAAAAACAACCCCCUCUUUGUCUUUAUCCAACACUUUUGCAUUAUCUGUUUCUCAACAUGAAACUCCUGGCACUUUUCCCAUAACUCUAAACACUACUCACAGUUUUCAGUGUAAAGUAGUUGUGUUCUAUUUUUUUUAAGUUAUGACUGUUAAACAUGUUUCUUCUUUCAGUAUUAGUUUUUCAAAAUUGCUAAAACAGAUUUCUUAAAGCCUAAAAACUAAAAUCAAACUAAAAACUGUGAACACAAAACCCAUUUUUCAAACUAGUGAGUGAGAUUGUUUAGAGGUUUGCAACAAAUGUUGAAUCACAUCCGACAACUACAUCUAGUUUCAUAAACACACAUUAAGGCAUAAGUGUUGCAUGAAACUGUAAAU